Canariomyces notabilis is the source of this 1861-nucleotide messenger RNA. Its product is annotated as terpenoid synthase. Bases 136 to 1407 code for a protein of 423 amino acids. Gene Ontology annotation, cellular component: transferase complex. The transcript has a single exon. NCBI's taxonomy places the organism in Eukaryota, Fungi, Ascomycota, Sordariomycetes, Sordariales, Chaetomiaceae. The record is from RefSeq and is a predicted model, not a curated record. Gene Ontology annotation, biological process: isoprenoid biosynthetic process; ubiquinone biosynthetic process. Gene Ontology annotation, molecular function: prenyltransferase activity.
CUCGACGAUCGAUUUUCGCGAUUUCCGAACGGCUCGAUCUUCAACAGUGUCCCAGAUGCGGCAGGCAGCCAAAUUGUGACGACCGGCUGUCAAUUGGCUAUUUUCCACAGACCGAGGAGGAGCACGCGAAAGGAAAUGCAGCUCGGGACGGGGGCUUCGGUGGUUAGCCGAGCCAAAAGCCUCAGGCGAAUCCCUCGGCUGCCGGUGUCGACAUGCUCCGAAUGCCUCAGACACGCGCUCGACGUCCGAUUACCGUCGCCGCAGUCCAGGGCAUCUUUCCACUCGACAAGACCGGGUUCAUCAGCAUGGGCCGCUGCGGUUUCCGUCGCAGGGAACAUAGUCAACAAUGCCAUCACCCGCGCGACCAAGGGCGACAUGCCCUCCAUCGACCCCCUCCGGAUCGUGGCCAAGGAGAUGAAGUUCCUGACGGGCAACAUCAGGAAGCUUCUCGGCUCGGGCCAUCCCUCUCUUGACCGCGCGGCCAAGUACUACACACAAGCCGAGGGAAAGCACAUUAGACCAUUAAUCGUCCUCCUAAUGUCGCGCGCAACCUCGCUCUGCCCCAAAGCCCCGCAACGACAACAAGCCACGCUACAAGCCUCAGUAGCCAUCAACACAUCCAUCUCCCCGCUCUCCAUCCUCUCCGACUUCAACCCGGCCGCAGGCACCGAAACCGACCCCACAACCAGCGACCCAGACAUAGACAUCCUCCCCUCCCAACGGCGCCUCGCCGAGAUCACCGAACUCAUCCACACCGCCUCCCUCCUGCACGACGACGUAAUCGACCACUCCGUCUCGCGGCGCGGCGCACCCUCCGCCAACCUCGAAUUCGGCAACAAAAUGGCCGUGCUCGCAGGCGAUUUCCUGCUGGGCCGCGCCUCCGUCGCCCUCGCCCGCCUGCGACACGCCGAGGUCAUCGAACUCCUCGCGACAGUCAUCGCCAAUCUCGUCGAGGGCGAGUUCAUGCAGCUGAAAAACACGGCGCGCGACGACGAAGGGCCCAACCCGCGCUGGUCGGAGGAAACGCUGACCUACUACCUGCAAAAGACGUACCUCAAGACGGCGUCGCUGAUUAGUAAGAGCUGUCGUGCGGCGGCGUUGUUGGGGGGCGCGGAUGCCCAGACGGCGGAUGCGGCGUAUAGUUAUGGGAAGAAUCUGGGGUUGGCGUUUCAGCUUGUGGAUGACAUGCUGGAUUACACGCAGAGUGAAAAUGAGCUGGGCAAGCCGGCGGGCGCGGAUCUGGAGUUGGGGCUGGCGACGGCGCCGUUGUUGUUCGCGUGGAAGAAUAUACCGGAGUUGGGUGCGUUGGUGGGGAGGAAGUUUGCGGGUGAGGGGGAUGUUGCGAGGGUGAGUUUUGUUUCUUUUUGUUCUUUUAUUCCGUCCCGUCUCUACGAGCAACGACGAUGAGAGAGAUGCUGAUCAGUAUGCGGGAACUAGGCACGAGAUUUGGUCGCACAAAGCGAUGGCAUUGAACAGACGCGAGCCCUUGCCGAAGACUACGCGGAAAAGGCGAUUGAAGCCAUCAGCUGGUUCCCAGAGAGCGAGGCCAAGGAUGGCCUGGUCGAGAUGGCCGUCAAGACCCUGAAGCGGCAGAAAUAACGCCUGCCUCAACCUCGGUCGAGAUUUGUAUUACUAACUGCAACACCCAACUCCAACUUGGGGAUUUUGGGCGGAGUGGACAACCUGUGUUUGGGUUGAGACAGGUAAAUAUAAAGAUGACCAAUGUUUGGUUUGGUGUAUAUAUCAUACAAAGACAGCGCCCGGCCACUCAAUGUCUGGUGGGAUGGCGGCCACGUGUACAGUACGAUGAGAUGCAUAUUUGGCGCUACGGGGAUGAUAUGAGAUCUCGCAUUCUGAUUCA